Salarias fasciatus (jewelled blenny) is the source of this 4265-nucleotide messenger RNA. RefSeq names its product granzyme-like protein 1. The record is from RefSeq and is a predicted model, not a curated record. Gene Ontology annotation, biological process: proteolysis. Bases 7 to 789 code for a protein of 260 amino acids. Gene Ontology annotation, molecular function: serine-type endopeptidase activity. The transcript has 6 exons. Lineage: Eukaryota; Metazoa; Chordata; Actinopteri; Blenniiformes; Blenniidae.
AUCUGCAUGACCAUGAUCCAGAUAAGCUGCAUCAUAUAUAUGUUCCUGCUCGUCUCCAUCACUGGAGCUGUUGAGAGCAACAUCGUGGCUGGGAGGGUUGCAAAGCCCCAUUCCAGACCCUACAUGGCAUCACUCCAAUUUAAUGGAGCACAUUCAUGCGGUGGGAUACUUAUUAGAGAGGACUUUGUUCUGACUGCUGCACACUGCAAAGAACCUCAAGAAAUGAUGGUGGUGCUUGGAGGUCACAACAUCAGUGCAACAGAAAAAACUCAGCAACGGAUUGAAGUGGCCAGAUACCACCAGCAUCCAAAGUUCACGCCGGGACAAUAUGAAUAUGACAUCAUGUUACUUCAGUUGAAAGAAAAGGCCAAGCUCAAUAAGUAUGUGAAGACUAUUGGAAUACCCAACAAAAAUGGAAAAACUCCUGCAAACAUCAACUGUGCUGUAGCUGGAUGGGGAAGAACUGGAGACAAAAUGCCUCCUUCAGAUGUUCUGAGGGAAACUACAGAGAAAAUACAAUUCAGCUUUGAGUGUAAAAACAUCUUUCAAACAAAUUUUAACAGUGAACAUAUGAUGUGCACCAAGUUCGACAGAAAGAAGGGAGGAGUGUGUCAGGGUGAUUCUGGUGGACCACUUAUCUGCAACAAGAAGGUUGAAGGUAUCACAGCUUACUUCAAGAAAGAUGAGUGUUCUAAUCCACGUUAUCCUCACGUCUUCACCAAAGUGAAUUACUUCAGUUCUUGGAUCAAGAAAGUCAUGAAGCCAACAUUCUGGCUGGCUGGGGUGUGAUGGUCAAGGUGGCGUCCAGCCUUCUUUGCUUGGCUGAGAAGGAGUCUGAGGUUCAUCCAAGCUCCUCUUUCUCUGGUGGUCCUUAAGUCCUUGGAAGGGUUUCGGUCUUGUCUGUAUUUCUGCUGUCUUCUAAAAAUAAAAAUGGUGUUUGUGUUGUAAACAAUGUCUACACAAGGUAGACUUAUCACAACUGAUUAAAUGAUUGUGGUGAACUUAAUGGGCCGUGUUUCACCUCUAAAAGCGCGAGUGUGUGUUUGUUUUUUUAACGCUCAGCUGGAGCGCUGCGUGACUCUGGCGGCGUAGGACAGGUUCGGCUUGUUCACCUCAGGCCUGCGUUGCUGUCAGUGAGUUCACAUAUUACAGUGGCUUGGUUUUGAUUUUAACAUCUUCAUAUUUUGAUCGACAUGACUAAAUCCAGAAAACUUCAUUUCUAUUUAAUAGAUCAGUGAUUUGGUCAGUGAUUCAGUGAUUACAGGACAGUACUUCAUAUUACUUUUAGUAUGAGGCUAUUCAAAGAUGAUUUCUGCAAAAGUUUUACCCUUAAAAUACUCUACGCUUUUCAAAAAUUGAAGGCCAGCAUGCCUGUGAAUUUUUAGAAAUUGCAUUGAAACAAAUCUCGAAGUUAUUUAAAUGAAAUGAAAAUAACACGUAAAAGGAAUAACAUAUGAACAAUAUUUAAAAACUGCUGAAUUAAAAUAAAAUCUCUGAAUAGGCUAUAGCUCAUUUCUUUAAAACUCUUUCACCAUUGUUUCAUUUCAUCGUCUUCACCACAUGGUGCCACCGUCCUACCAAAAAUAUAUUUUUAUUGGGAAAAUAAAGCAAUGCCAGUGACAAUUUGGAUUUCAACCAACAGACGUAAGAUACAGACAAUAGACAAUAAUUGUGCACUUACCAUUACAAUGUAAUAACACAUGAGGACAUUCAGGGAGCAAAAUGUGUUCCAAGGUUUACUUUAAUUAACUGACGGAGUCUCUGGAAAAAGCACUCUCAUGAACAGGAAGUGGUAAGGUCAAAGGUUAAUGUAUGCGCUGCAACCAAAGACAUCAUACAAGUGGACACCUGGUUGAGGGUGGAGAGGCGUGCCUGAAGCGCCGCCAUCUUACCGAGGUGGACUGGAGUCGCAGCAGUGCGUGUGUGUCUACGGAGGUAAGAGGCUUUCUUUCAUUUCAAAGUGGAAUUUUUCACUGAAUUUCCAGAAGUUUUAUUUGUUAAAAACAUCACACGUGUUUUGUUAUGACACAGGAUGUUUAAAUGUUUUAAAAACAAAGUCCAAGACAAUCUACCUGGAACAGAUGCCGGAUUUCUUGUCCCUCUUGUGGAUGUUCUCAUUAAACCAGAUACCUUGGACUCACUUUUCACAGGCAAAGUGUUUAUAAAGAAUAACAUUUAGAGAGCUGGUUGUUAUAGAGAAAUAAACCUUGAUGGGGCAGAUUGAAUUCCUCUACCCUGCCUCAAGGUUCUUCACAGAAAAUAUAGCUCACUUUACAUUAUUCAACAUGUUAGCAGAGGUGUCAAAAGUAUUUGCAUUCACUACUCAAGUAGAAGUACAGAUGAAAACGUUCAAAAAGACUUUUGUAGAAGUUGAAGUAUCAACUCCAGCUUUUUACUCAAGUAAAAGUAUAAAAGUACUGAAUUCAAAACUACUUAAAAGUAUAAAAGUAAAAGUAAUGUGAGGGGAAAAAAUGGCUACAGUGCAAUCAUAAAAUACAUUUUCUAAAAUGUUGUAACGACUAAUGUUGAAAAAUUUGGAAUGCACUAGAAUAGGCUAUCUGUUUCCACCUCAUAUGUCCAUUGAAAAGGAAUGCAUUUCAGUAAAUACAUUACAGAACCGUGUGUGUACCACUGACAAUUAACAUGUGUUUCAUGGAGCAGCAGAUAUGAUGACUAGUUGUUGUCAAGGUGCAAAUAGUAAAACAUCAGAUACAUAUUAUCAAUUCUCCUUUAUUGAUUAGCAGGUAAAAUGAACGAAACCUGUCGUCUGCUGUUGAACAGUGACCCAAGAUAUACGACCAACGGGACAACAAGGAGAAUGUUCUGGAGUGGCUGAGUCAGAGCCCAGACCUCAGUCAGGCUAAUUUAAGGAGAAGAUGUAACAGGCACUUCUAACAUAAAGACUGACUUCAGUCAAGUAAAGGACUCAUCCAACCACAAUUAAAUUAAUUCUAUUCGGAGGGCGGAAUUUACGGUAUCUGGUAAGCCGGAAUAAAAACAAGUUGAAAUGAAGUAACGAGGCAAUUUUUUAAAAUGUAAGGAGUAGAAAGUACAGAUAAUUACAUGAAAAUGUAAGGAGUAGAAGUUAAAAGUCGUCCAAAAAAUAAUUACUCCAGUAAAGUAUAAAUAACCAAAAUAUCUACUUAAGUAAGGUAACGAAGUAUUUGUGCUUCGUUACUUGACGACUCUGCAUGUUAGUGGUGCUUACUUGAGACCCUCUUUUGGCUGAAAUACAUUAAAUACACAAAGUGUUUAGUCCUGCUGAUCAUGUUUUGUAAAAACCCAUGAAAACUGUUGAUCUCAAAGCUGACAUGAAAUCAUCACAUUAUUCAUUCUGACACAUUUUGAGCUUUCAGUGGCUGACUAUAUACAUGCAAUAUGCAGUGGCUGACUUCAGUGGAAGUUAAACCCGACCAAAAGAAGGUGCUGGGAAGAAGAUUGGAGGAAGAUCAGACUAAAUCUGGAUGAGAGACACUGAUGCUGGACGCCAUGGCCAGAACAAAACGUCAUCAAUAAACAAGUAUUUUAUAGUUGCAGUAGUUUACAGUAGAAUUAUAAUUCAAAAUAUAACUCAAAGCUGACAACUAUACUCAGAUUUGUGAAAAUGUUUUAAUUUAGUGACUUGACAGCAUCAUUAGAUCAAACCUCGACAAUUUUUCAAAACUCAUUUAACAUUUCUUCUCUCAUACUUCACAGGUCUACAAUAUAAUUCUCCAAAGACAAUGACAACACAAACUGCAGAGAUUCAUCCGAUCAUUGGCUGCAGUCUGCCUUCCCUCCAUGACCUUUAUACCUCCAGGACCCUGAGGCGAGCCCAAGAUGGUGGCCGACCCCUCCCACUCUUCCAAACUCUCCUCUCUGGAAAGAGGUUCCGGUCCACCAGGACCAGAACCUCACCACACAAGAACAGUUUGGUCCCCUCUGCCACCGCUCUCAUGAACAAGGCCUCAGUCCCCCUCUGACAAUCCAAUGACCAAUCUCCCCCCAACCCCCCUCCCAACCCAUCCACCCCAAUUCCUCACCUCCCACCCUCCAACACGUGCACAGUAACUGACUACGCACUACAAUCUUUAGCCCCCAUAAACAUCACUGUGUAAUCUUGUAAAUUAUGUUAAUUCUGCAAAUCGUUGGCAUAUUUAUUGUUAUUGCUAUUGUGUUUAUUGUUUGUUGCUGAAUCCCUCAAUAUUUUACACUUGUGCAUUUUUAAAUGUUUUCUUUUGUCUGUUUGCACCUCCACCAAAACAAAUUCCUCGUAUAGUGUACCU